CAAGACUUCCUGGGCCCUGGCCGGGGGCUGGGAUUGUGGUCUGAAGUGGCAUUUGGCAAAAUUGGGGACCUUCUUGGAAGAGACGUGUCCUUUAGUCUGCGGCUGGUUAGUAAGCAUGACCCGUGCAGCCGGUGGACCACUUUUGAAGCUUUUGUGAAGAAUCGGAUCGGUGCGUGUACAGACAGGUGGAUAGGAAACCAGAUCUAAAACGCAUUAAGUGGAAAAGAUGAAGAGAUGGAACAGCGAGUGUGGAAAGCACCCAUUUCGGGUUAAAAUACUACAAAAGAAAUGCCAUGGACUGAUAUCAUCGCUGAUGCACAGAAAGUUUCCUGUUUCCUGGACUGUUUAUAAUCAGAAGAGCUGGGCAGGGCGGGAUCUGAGAGAGGAGAGAGAGGCAGCGUGGGGACAGUGAUAACAGAGCUGGCACACAUGUGACGCCACUGCGGGCCAGUGUUGCCUAGCUCUCCUGUUAACUGGUUGAAUUCUUACAACACCCUCCAAGGAACACCCUCUAAGGCGUCUGGGGCCUGAAUGGAGAACGCGUCUCUCAGCUACGAGUACGAGUACGGGGAUUACAGCGACAUUGGAGAUCUCCCCGUGGACUGCCCGGACGGCGCCUGCCACUCCAUCGGCUCGCUCCGCGUGGCCUCGCUGCUACUGUAUGCUGCCGUCUUCCUGGUGGGGGUGCCAGGCAACGCCAUGGUGGCCUGGGUGGCCAGGAAGGAGGCCCGCCGGAGGGUCGGUGCCACCUGGCUGCUCCACCUGGCCGCAGCGGAUCUGCUGUGCUGUGUGUCUCUCCCCAUCCUGGCAGUGCCCAUUGCCGGUAGGGGCCACUGGCCAUAUGGGGCAGUGGGCUGCCGGGUGCUGCCCUCGGUCAUCCUGCUGUCCAUGUACGCCAGCGUCCUGCUCCUGGCUGCUCUCAGCACUGACUUCUGCCUGCUGGCGUUCAGGCCCACCCGGUGGGCAGCAGCUCAGCGGACACGGGGGGUGCAGGUGGCCUGUGUGGCAGCCUGGAUGCUGGCCUUGCUGCUCACUGUGCCCUCUGCUGUCUACCGCCGGCUGCACCAGGAGCACUUUCCUGCCCGGCUGGAGUGUGUGGUGGACUACGGGGGCUCGGCCAGGACCGAGGUCGCAGUGACUGUCACCCGUUUCAUUUUUGGCUUCUUGGGGCCUCUGGUGGUGGUGGCCAGCUGCCACGGUGCCCUCCUGUGCCACGCUGCCCAACGCCGUUGGCCACUGGGCACGGCCGUCGUGGUGGGGUUUUUCGUCUGCUGGACGCCCUACCACUUGCUGGGUCUGGUACUCGCCAUGGUUGCCCCGAACUCUGCGCUCCUGGCCCAAGCCCUGCGGGCAGAUCCCCUGGUCGUGGGCCUUGCCCUGGCUCACAGCUGCCUCAAUCCUGUGCUCUUCCUGUAUUUCGGGCGGGCUCAACUGCGCCGGUCACUGCCCGCUGCAUGUCAUUGGGCCCUGAGGGAGUCCCAGGGCAAGGAUGAAAGUGUGGCCAGCAAGAAAUCCACCAGCCAUGACCUGGUCUCGGAGAUGGAAGUGUAGGCUAGAGGGACUAUUCCAUUUCACAAAACGGGCUUCAGGCAUAGCUGGAUCCAGGGGCUCACCAAUGUCUUCAUUUUAUUCCUUCCUUCAUUCAACAAACAUCCAUUAUGCACUGGCAAGGCCUGGUUAUAGGCACUGGCCAUAUAGCAGUGACCAAGACAGACACAAAUCCUGCCCUCGGGGGCUGACGUUCUAGUGGAGAAAAAUAGACAAUAAACAAAGGAAUGUGGAGUAUUUCAAGUGGCCAUAAGUGUUAAAAAACCUAAGGGGAUAGAGCAGGCUGGGUGGAGGAAGGGAGGGUUUAGCCAGGCGAGGCCCCCUAGGUAAGGUGACAUUUGAGCCAAAACCUGAAGAAAGAAGGGGAGUCAUGCUUAAAUUUGGGUGAUGGGCGUUCCAAGCAGAGGAAACAGCAAGAGCAAAGGCCCUGGGGCAGGAGGUACUUGACGUUUUCCAGGAACAGUGGUGAGGCUGGCAUGGGUGAAGCAGAGUGAGCGAGGGGGACAGUGGUGCGAGACGAAGUGGGGGGCAGAUUUGGAAAGCCUUCUAGGCCACACCACAUGUUUGGGGGCCCAUGGAAGGGUUCUGAGCUAUGGUUACCAGACAAAAUGCAAGAUUCUCAGUAAAAACUUAAGCUUCAGAUAAACAACACAUUUUUUAGUGUUACAAUGUCCCAAAUAAUCACAUGGGAUAUACUUAUACUAAAAAAUUGUUGUUUAUCUGAAAUCCAAAGUUAACUGGGCCUUCUGUAAUUUGUGUGCCUGCUAAAUCAGGCGACCCUAUUCUGAGCACAGGGAUGUCUUGGUCUGACUUAGAUUUUUUUUUUUUUUUUGAGACAGAGUCUCCCUCUGUUGUCUGGGCCAGAGUGCCGUGGCGUCAGUCUAGC
This is a messenger RNA of Lemur catta (Ring-tailed lemur), 2434 nucleotides long. It is a transcript of the gene C5AR2, whose product is annotated as complement C5a receptor 2. The transcript has 3 exons. Gene Ontology annotation, biological process: complement receptor mediated signaling pathway; positive regulation of cytosolic calcium ion concentration; phospholipase C-activating G protein-coupled receptor signaling pathway. NCBI's taxonomy places the organism in Eukaryota, Metazoa, Chordata, Mammalia, Primates, Lemuridae. Gene Ontology annotation, cellular component: plasma membrane. The record is from RefSeq and is a predicted model, not a curated record. Gene Ontology annotation, molecular function: G protein-coupled receptor activity; complement component C5a receptor activity. The coding region runs from base 532 to 1551 and encodes 339 amino acids.